Polychytrium aggregatum is the source of this 1452-nucleotide messenger RNA. RefSeq lists its product as uncharacterized. NCBI's taxonomy places the organism in Eukaryota, Fungi, Chytridiomycota, Chytridiomycetes, Polychytriales. The record is from RefSeq and is a predicted model, not a curated record. The transcript has a single exon. Bases 97 to 987 code for a protein of 296 amino acids.
ACGGGCUCAGCGUCCGUCCUGCUCCAGCAUCUCUGCCUGCCCAGAAGCAACCCCGUCUCGAGAUCCAUCUGCACCCAGCACCUCUGUCCAGCCGCCAUGUUUGUGGGAAAGCCUACUUCGCUGCUGCUCGUCGCGGCCCUGGUCGCCAACGCUAUCGCCACCCCUCUCGUUCCCCGCGACAACUCGGUCGGUGCACCAAACUAUGUGAUCGAUAACGACGACUAUGCACCCCAGUCGUUUGGCAACAACUUUGGCGACAGCUACAGCAACUUUGGAGACGAUACCAACAAUGGUAACAACAACAACAACAACAACAACGGUAGCGAUGGCAACGACAACUCCAUCAUCACUGACCUGAACAACGGCCAGCUGGGCGAACCCGGAAAUGUCAACCUGCCCGACAACUUUAGCGCCAACGACGGCAACAACGGCAACAACGGCAACAGCUCGCCCGUGGCCAACUUUGUCCUGGAUCCCAACGACAGCCCUGCUCCUCCCAGCAAUAGCAACAGCCAGCAGGGCAGCUCCAAGGCCGCCGACUUUUUGUUCGCUUCGCCGAGCCAGCAGCCCAGCAACUUCCAAAUCGAUGAGGACGACGAUGCCCCGAUCAAGCCCCUCGACCACAGCUCCUUUGUCACUUCGAACGGCCUUGGCAAGGUCCUGGCUGCCAACGAUGGCUAUGGCCCUGACCCUUCCAGCAAUGGAACCGUCGCUGCCAGCACUUCGUCCGAUAGCGGCUCUUACAUGAACAUGGGUGACCCACGGGUCACCAUCGCUGCUUCCGUCAUUGGUGGCGUCGUUAUUGUCGGCUUCCUUGGCUUCAUCGGCGUGGCCAUUCGCGAUCUCUACCGUAAGCGAGGUGCCCGGGUUAUUCCAACCAAGGAGCAGAUUCCUCCCCCGCCUGCUCUCACCCAGGUUGAGGUCGAGGCUCUUCCCAUCAAGAGUGACCCCAUCUACACGGAUGUGUAUUCCACCGGCAAGCACUAGAUUGCGCGUGUGAGCCUGUCUUCUUACUACUCGCCUCUGUCCCGGCUCUGCUCUUGCAAUGCCUGUUUGCCGCCCAACUGUCCCGGACUUUCCCUCGACUUGGCCUGCUGUCCUGGCUUAUUUUGCCCGCCCUCCCGUGCUUCUCUCGGCCGGUCCGUGCCGAAGCGAUGCAGCUUCAGGCCAGCCUUGCGUCUGAGACAAGCAGUCUCAUUUUAAUCUGUACAUCUCUCCCCCCCCCCUGACCGUCGGUUGCAUCAUUUCACAACGUCCUUUUUAUAAUCGCACAUUCGUGUGCUGUUGCGCAUGCGCUGAAAUACAGCCCAUUCGAAGUGUACAGUUCGAAAGGAUGCACCUCGGGACACUUGGCGUUGGCUUUGCUCUUGCAGUGUUAUGAAAGCGAGGUUUCGAAACGAGAGGGGGGGGGGCAAGACGACGGCUCGGGUAUCGAGCCUCGGAUAUAACGGG